AUGGCGGGCGGCGGGAGUGUUCAUGCCGUCAUUGCGCUGGUUGCGCUGCUCCUCAUCCUCGCCAUCGCCGCUGCCACUGGCGCGGCACCCAAUACCCUGGGCACGCGGGGCGAGGAAGAUUGCCAAGCCGCUGAAGUCCCACUCACUGCCGGUGCCCCAGAGGACAUCUGCCAGGCGUGCCCCGCGGAAUGCAGAGGACAUCUGCCAGGCAUGCCCCGCGGAAUGCAGAAAUCAAACUGCUUCCUCCCCCCACCACCUCCACCAGCGGAUGUGUGUGGCAACAGCACCAGGAAUCCCUGCAAGUAUGGCUCCUGCAUCAGUGGUGGCCCCGGCUCCUACUCCUGUGUCUGCCCGCCCUAUCGCGUCCCGUCCAAAAGCAACGGAUACCCCACCUGUGAUUACGGGUCGUCUUCUCCAACGCUCAAGGUGCAAGGAGACAACUGGAGGUGCGAGGACGUCUAUCCUCUUUAUGGACUCACGCUAGACGAGUUCACUGCACAGAACAAUGCCGUGGACUGCUCAACUGCCCUCACCCGGGGUCAAACGCUCAACGUGACUGAGAGGGGCGACUUGACCUCCUGCUCUGUCUUCUACUACAUUCAGAAGGGCGACACAUGCGAGUCAGUGAGUCAGUGGCAGCAUCUCUCGGCAUCUCCUUCCAAUCUCUGCAGCAGCUCAACCCCGGCUUUAACUGCUCCUCGCCACUCCCACCUCUCUGCUCCGCCACCCUUACUCCUCCCCAUCCCCAAGCAGGGCGACACAUGUGAGUCAGUGGCCGCCUCCCUCGGCAUCUCCUCCCUAUCCCUCGAGAGCCUCAACCCCGGCGUUCACUGCUCCUCACCCCUGCCCCCGUCACGCUCCCUCUGCAUGGAGCGGGAAGAUGGGGCGGAUGACGGAAGUGGAGAGUACUGCAAUACAGUGUACUCGGUCAGCGGCACGAGCAGCUGUGCGCAGGUGGUGAACGACUUUGAGUUCUCUUCCUCGCUGGAGCUCUACCGGCUGAACCCAGGGCUCGUGUGCUACAGCUCACUAACUGCCAAUCGGGAGGUGAGUGUGCUACAGCUCACUAACUGCCAAUCGGGAGGUGAGUGUGCUACACCUCACUAA
This is a messenger RNA of Closterium sp. NIES-65, 1107 nucleotides long. The record is from the annotation of a GenBank genome assembly. Lineage: Eukaryota; Viridiplantae; Streptophyta; Zygnematophyceae; Desmidiales; Closteriaceae.